AUGACUCCGUGGGGUCUCCGCUUCUUUAUCCUUUGUCCCCCACACUCUCUUCUCACUGCACCUGUGAACAUGGGCACCGGCGAACCGCUCCAGCUUGCACCAGUGGAGAAUGCAGAGGGAAUCCAGUCUCUGCUGGACGAACAUGGAUUGGAAUAUACCCUCAAUGGAGAAUUUAUUCGCUGGUCCGUCUCGAAUAAACGGCAUCCACGCAAUUGGCCCGCGUCAAGAAAGAUAUAUGAUACAGGGUUGAUUAUUUUCUUGGAUUUGUUCACGACGUCUGUUAGUACAGCGGGUAGCUCAGCAGCCGAUCACGCCCGCCAUGAAUACGGUAUUGACAAGACACUGGCGAUUUUUCUCUUCGUCUCGCUCUCCCUCCUCGGCCAAAUGAUCGGCGGUAUCAUCUUCCCAGCCUGGUCCGAGGCCUUUGGACGCAAAAAGCUCUACAUCGUCAGUACAGGCCUGUACAGCGUCUUCUGUUUGAUUGUCGGCAUUAUCCCGUCUCUCGCGGCCGUCGUCGUCGGCCGAUUCUUCUCCGGUUUUCUAUCUGCGAUUCCCGCCAUCGUCGUCGCGGGGAGCAUUGAGGAUAUGUACAACUCGAAAGAUCGCGUCUGGCUCAUCUUUCUCUGGGCCAUUGUCGCGAAUAUGGGCCUUGCGCUUGGUCCAAUUAUGAGUAUUUACAUCACUGUCUCGCUCAGCUGGAGAUGGGUCUUCCGCAUCGCAGCAGCCGUAACAGCGCUGGUCACAAUCCUCCUCCUCUUCAUCCACGAAUCGCGCCCGUCCUCCGUGCUCGAAAAAGAAGUUGAAAAGAUCCGGCAGGCCACCGGCAUCACCACCCUAAAAGCUCUCAACCCAGAUCACACGCCCGACUUAAAAACCUUCGUCCGAAUAGGCCUCUUCCGCCCAAUCCAACUUUUCUUCACAGAACCAAUCGUCUUCAUGGUUGCUACCAUGUCUGCCGUCGCCUUCGCCCUAAUCUACCUCUUCACCGAAGCCCUCCCCCCAAUUUACGUCUCAAUGGGCUUCUCAGAUACAUCCGCCUACCUCCCGUUCCUGGCCAUCUGCAUCGGAUUACUCAGUGGAAUGCUAACCCGCAUCCAAGACAUCCGCAUAAUACAAAAAUACAAAGACCAGAACAUCCCCCUCGAACCAGAACACAAACUCCUCGGCUUCUCGAUCGGUGCACCGAUCCUCGCAGGGGGUUGUGGUGCCUCCCUUGUACUCAUCGGGUACGCGGUGAACGAGUUUGAUUCUGUAUUAGCCGGGUAUCUUGCGGAUAGUUACAUGGGCUAUGCAGCGAGCGGAUUUGCGGCGGUGCAGUUGCUUAGGUCGAGUAUGUCUGCUGCGUUUCCGCUGUUCGCGACGGAGAUGUUUGAGGGGCUGGGCGCGAAUGUUGCGUCAUCUAUUUUGGCGGCUUUUGCGACGUUUUUUUGUGUUCUGCCCCCACUUUUUAAUCGGUAUGGACGGCGCAUUCGGGGGAGGAGUAAGUUUGCGAAGUAUAGUUUGGAGGUUUAUAGGGAGAAUGGGGUUGAUAAGAAUGGGUAUUAG
This is a messenger RNA of Penicillium argentinense, 1545 nucleotides long. RefSeq lists its product as uncharacterized. The transcript is spliced from 6 exons. Gene Ontology annotation, biological process: transmembrane transport. Gene Ontology annotation, molecular function: transmembrane transporter activity. The record is from RefSeq and is a predicted model, not a curated record. Lineage: Eukaryota; Fungi; Ascomycota; Eurotiomycetes; Eurotiales; Aspergillaceae. The coding region runs from base 1 to 1545 and encodes 514 amino acids.